AUUAUUUUCAUAAAUCAUAAUUUCCUCUGCUCAUACAUUUUGAAAUCAUUUAUUUUCCCCACUAUCAAUCGAUCGUCGACGUUAACCGUUUUUUUUCUGAUCGCCGGUAGGAAUUCGACGGCGAGAUUUUCGUUGAUUUCUGCAAAUUAAUUAAAUUCGUCGCCAUGAUGACGACAGCGCCAAAGCAGCAGCACUAUCACCGUCGUCAGCAACCAGAUCCGUACAACGCCGCCGGAAAAACGUGGAGAGGAUCACCGGCGACAUUCGGAAAACCUAAUUCUCAUAUGGUUUGGGUGCCGGCGGUUCCGAAAUGGGAGAAGGACUUCUGCCGGGAAGUUGGCCAAUUCGAGUGGCGCAAUUUCGUCGAAGCCAAAAACAACGCUCUAUCGUCGCUCGCCGUCAUCCGCUGGGAUGACUCCGCCGCCCGCGAUGCUUUCUUCGCCGCCAAAAAUAGCUAUUACGCGCGCCACCGCGGCGGCGGCGCCGAUCAAGCCACACCUCAAAACCCUAAUUUAUACAUCGACGAAAUCGUCUGGGAAGAGCCCCGCGGCGACGGCGACGGAGAUGAUGAAUUGUUGAGGUAUAGCGACGAGGAGGAGACAGACGAGGAGUGUAUUGCCGGAAAAUUUUGUGAGAUUCCGGUGGAGGAGAUUAAGCCCGUGGGAUGGGAUCCGCCGGCUCCCCGAUUUGCCCCCGGGUUUGAUCUUGAAGGGAUGGUGAUUGGACCCGAUUGAAGUGUAGGAGGGGCUGGGAGUUUGGGUCCCGGGCAGUGGAAUGAAUGCAGUCUACGAUGUAUCUGGAGUUAGGGGACAUGAACUACGAUGAUUGAUUAUUUUAUUGGAAUGAAACAAACUAAUCCUUCAG
Messenger RNA from Andrographis paniculata, 864 nucleotides. RefSeq lists its product as uncharacterized. The transcript is spliced from 2 exons. Bases 165 to 734 code for a protein of 189 amino acids. The record is from RefSeq and is a predicted model, not a curated record. NCBI's taxonomy places the organism in Eukaryota, Viridiplantae, Streptophyta, Magnoliopsida, Lamiales, Acanthaceae.